Messenger RNA from Closterium sp. Naga37s-1, 2073 nucleotides. Lineage: Eukaryota; Viridiplantae; Streptophyta; Zygnematophyceae; Desmidiales; Closteriaceae. The record is from the annotation of a GenBank genome assembly.
AUGCGACUGGCUGGGGUAGCCGCAAGACUAGAAACUUCAGUCAACACUGCGGCAGCUGUAGAAGAUGUGACCUUAAGGGAUGUGACAAUAGCAGAUAUGGAGGAAGGCUAUGUGACAGGAGAUAUGGCAGCAGAGAGUGUGACAGUAGGUGGUUUUAGAGCACCUGCAGUUUCCCCAGUGAAGAUGAGGAGAAAGCAGCAGAGGCAUCAUCCGUAUGAGGAGAAAGUAUCUGCUGCUGCUGCUGCUGCUGCUGCUGCUCUUGGUUAUGCAAGUUUUUCCCCUUAUGCGCCUCGCAAUGUUGCAUCUGCUUCUCCUGAUUCUUCUUCCUCAUCUGCUUUUGCAGCUUCUACUUCCUCCCUUGCCUCUUCCAUGUCUGGCUCUGUCACCGCUACUUCAGGCCACAGCCCCUCUGUCGACGAUGCUGCCGCCACUGCUGCUGCUGCUGCUGCCAUGUUUGCGUCUCCUGGAACAUCAACGGGCACAGCACUGCGUUUAAAAGCCGAGGAGAGAAGUGCAGUGGAAAUGCCGCAGCACCAGAAGCAGCAGCAGGAGCCGGAGCCACUGCCGUUGCAGCAGGCGCAAGAGGAAGGGGAGGAGCAGCAGCAGCAGCAGCAGCAGCAGCAGCAGCAGGACUUGCGUCAGGCAGCAGUAUCUGCACCACCGGGAGCACCGAGAGCCUCUCCCGUGUCUUGGAUGGUGCUGGAGAUGGGGAGGGGUUCGAUGGGGUGUGAAGAGGUUCUCCUGUAUGCGUGCCAGUUCUGCGGCAAGAGAUUCGCCCAGCCGCAGGGGCUGGGAGGCCACAUGAAUGCCCACCGGCGAGAGACUCAACAGCAGGCAACCAUGCCAUCACAGUCCCCAGGCGCACAGGCAGAUCCACCCGGGGCUCUCUCACUAUCUUUCCCCUGCAAACUCUCUCGUCUCCCUUGCACACUCUCUCCUAGUCUCGCCUGCAUACUCUCUCCUUGUCUCGCCUGCACACUCUCUCCUUGUCUCACCUGCAUACUCUCUCCUUGUCUCGCCUGCACACUCUCUCCUUGUCUCGCCUGCACACUCUCUCCUUGUCUCCCCUCACACCGACUAACAGAUCGAGAGGCAGAGACCGUUCAGCAGGCAACCCUUCCACCACAGCCCCCAGGCGCACAGGUGGAUCCACCCGGGAUACCACUUGAUCCUGCUGCUGCUGCUGCUGCUGCUGCUGCUGCUGCUUAUUCUGCUGCCUCUGCUCCUACUGGUGCGGCUACUACAGGUAGUCCUGGUGCUUCACAUAUGCACCCACUAUUCAGUUUCAGCCACGAUGGGAUGGAAUUUUCCAGCCCAGCUGCCUCUGCUCUUGCUGGUGAAAGUAGCACAGAUGCUGGACUUGCUUCACGUAUGCACCCACUGUUCAGUCUCACCCAUGAUGCCAAGGCCUUUUCCAGUGUCACGGCUGCUGCUGCUGCUACUUCUGCUUACUCUGGUGCUGCUGGUUCUAGUGCGUUGCUCCCUCGUGCUGCUGCUGGUGCUGAUGGCGCUGGUGCUUCACGUUGGCAUCCUCUAUUCAGUCUCAGCCAUGAUGAAAAGGCGUUUUCCACUCUCAUGGCUGCUGAUUCCUCUUGUGCUGCUGGUGCUGCUGGCGCUACUGUAUCGCUCCCUUGUGCUGCUGCUGCUGCUGCUGCUGCUGCUGCUGCUGCUGCUGCUGCUGGUGCUGGUGGCGCUGGAGCUUCACACACGUACCCCGUGCACAGUUUCAGCCAUGAUGCAAUGGCUUAUUCUAGCCCCACUGGUACUGCUUCCGCUGGUGCAACUGGUGCUGGUGUGAGCGGCGCUGCUCAUCCUACAGGUGGUUAUCCUGCCUCUACUGGUUUCAGUGGUGGCUCUGCUUACCCACAUGGUGACUCUGCUGCUUUACUCCCCAGCGCUACUGCUGCUUCUGCUGCUGCGGGGGCUUCAUCCUUCAACCUCACAGCCCACCUUCCUUUCAGAUGGAAGAACUCUUACUUGGUGGUGUUGGUGGAGGAGGAAGAGGAGGAGGAGGAGGAGGAGGAGGAGGAGGAGGAGGAGGAGGAGGAGGAGGAGGAGGAGGAGGAGGAAUAA